Molecule: messenger RNA, 384 nt
Organism: Monoraphidium neglectum
Lineage: Eukaryota; Viridiplantae; Chlorophyta; Chlorophyceae; Sphaeropleales; Selenastraceae
Exons: 1
Coding region: 1-384 (127 amino acids)
Source: RefSeq, a predicted model, not a curated record
AUGGCGACGGGCACGAUCCCCAUCCCGCGCAGCUCGUCCCGGUCGUCGCUCUGCGCCGCCGCCGACGGCUGCGGGGACGCCGCGGCGGGGCCGCCGGCGCCCGGGGCCGCGGGCCGCCCCUCGGCGCUGGCAGCCACGGAUGAGGGCCUGCAGAUGCUGCGGGAGCUGCAGGGGCACAACACCAUGCUGCGGCGCGAACUAAUGGGCGCGGGCUCCGCCAUCGACCGUCUGGUCAACACGGUGCGCGCCCGCGGCGCGCUGCCAGGGGCCUGCGUGCGCGGCCGCGAACACGACCCAACCGACGCGGCGCCGGCGGCCGCAGGGCCCCGCGCGGCGUGCGGGUCCUGCGAGCCCCAAGGAAGCAUUUCCGCCAUGCUGCACUGA